AUGAGCGCCUGCGGCUACGUGGGAAGGACUUCCUGGGGUGUAGGAGCCGCGAAAAGCGAGAACUUGCGAAGGCAAGCGAGGGCGGUCAGCGCGCCUGUGCUGUCUCUCUGUGGCACACUUUUCGCCGGGACAGGGAACGGCCUUGACGGCGAAGAGCCUACGUCUUCAGAAGCACGCGCCGCCCCGAUUCCCGAGCGAAAGCGACACACACGAGCCCCGGGUGACCCAGCAGACAACCUCCGCCAGAGAGGGCGCAACCUCGUCGACCUCGGGCGUGCCUGUCCCUCGGCGUUCUCCUCACGACGGGGCUACGACAGUCGCUGGGUGAAGCGCCUCGACAGGCUGAGAGAAUCGAAAUUCUACGAGCCCGCACCGACUAUCCAGGAGGAGGAGACUCUCGACGCCGACAGGAUCCAUCCGCUCUUGAAGCGAGUCACGCCCAGCUGGAACAGCCGAAGAACGGGGCUUCUCGCGUAUAAGAUCGGAAUGAUGUCUUUGUGGGACGGGUGGGGCGAGCGGCAUGCGGUGACCGUUUGCCAAGUCGAUCGCUGUGUGGUGAUGGAGCAACGGACUCUCGACAAGGAUGGCUACGAAGCCUGCGUCAUGGGAAUUGGUUACCAGCCGAUUCACAAGGUGACAAAGCCAAUGCUUGGGGUGUACAUACGGUCGCGAAUCGAGCCGAAGAGUCGAAUCGCGGAAUUCAAGUGCAGCAGCGAUUGUCUUCUUCCCGUCGGCCACGAGAUGUCGGUUCGGCACUUCACUCCCGGCCAACACGUCUUUGUCAGUGGCUGGUCGAAGGACAAGGGGUACCUUGGAGUGAAGAAGCGAUGGGGUUUUGCAGGUCAGAACGCGUCCCAUGGUGUAGAAGCAAAGGCGCACAGCAGCCCAGGAAGUAUCGGGCAAAGCAAGACAGUGAACGUUGUGUGGCGCUUCAAGAAGAUGGCCGGGCACGCUGGCGGAGAUCCCCGAGUCGUCAACUGUAAAGUGUUUCGCAUCGAAGCCCAGCGCAAUCUCAUUUUCCUCAAAGGCUACAAAGGCAGUCUGAUCAAAAUAAGCGAUGCGAGGGGGAAAACUCACCACAGACACAACCGCCACAUUCCACUCCACUUUCCGACGUUCGUGCCCGAGCCAGGCGUUUCGUACCCUGUCACGCUGCAGUGCCCAGACUCCGAGCAGGAUCCCUUUUUGUAUCCCGAGAUUGCCAUCCCGGACAAGGAGAAAUAG
Neospora caninum is the source of this 1224-nucleotide messenger RNA. RefSeq names its product putative ribosomal protein L3p. Gene Ontology annotation, cellular component: mitochondrial large ribosomal subunit; ribosome. Lineage: Eukaryota; Apicomplexa; Conoidasida; Eucoccidiorida; Sarcocystidae. Gene Ontology annotation, molecular function: structural constituent of ribosome. The coding region runs from base 1 to 1224 and encodes 407 amino acids. Gene Ontology annotation, biological process: translation. The transcript is spliced from 6 exons. The record is from RefSeq and is a predicted model, not a curated record.